UUCAUUUCAUAAUAAAAAUGUUGCCAGGUAACCAAAAAGUCGUAUGUUUUUGUGCGAAUUACGAUCAUAAUCUUUACGAUCGUACAUUAAAAAAUAGACAAAUAAUAGUAUGAGUACGAUUUAAAUCGUAUAUCUGUCAACCCUGCUAGCAAGACAGCGACAAAAUCACGUUGCAUAACAAUGUAGCCCAAGCUUAUAUCUUAUGAAAUAUACGGAAGAGAUACGGACUUAGAAAAAACAGAAAUGUUGUUCUUUGUGGAAGUCAUUGAUGAAAUUCUAUGUAUUUUAGCCCGCAAACUUUCUUCAAACAAAAACAGCGCCAUCUAGUAUCGAGUUCUGUAAUUAUCUCUUUGUUUAUGGAUUUGAAGUAAGACCGCCACGCAUGCAAUACAUUAUGACUGGGGAUUCCCCUAUUCGUCGACGCUGAAUAUGAGGCGACGACAAUCACUGUCAAACGUGUUCACUAUUACUCUGACUCUGGUAACGUGACUUCCUGGUAACGUGUUAGGUAGGAAAAGCAGUAAAAAAGUGCAUAUUAAGGGAGCAGAUUUGAAAUAAUAUUUAUACUUAACAAGAAAUAAUUAAAGGUUCAAUGGGGAGACCUAAAGAUUUACGCAUAUGGGAGCACUACCGUACUUUACCAAACAAGUCUGUUUCUUGCAAGCUUUGUAAUAAGGUCUACAAAUUCAGUAAUGCUGCCAAAAUGCUUCAACAUCUUAUCACUUGUCCAAAAUCUCCAGAAACAUUAAAAGACUCUAUGAAACUUAUAAAAGAUAGCUCGUCCAAAACCAAAAUGUCUGGACUGUCAGAGAUAGAGACAAAUGAUUCUUUUAUAAGCCCCUCGUCGUCUGCUAACACUACAAUAAAUGCUGAGUUUCAAGACACCGAUGAUCAUAUAAAAACAGAAUUAGCGAGAGCUAUAUUUGUAACAGGGACGCCAUUAUCGAUGGUGCAACAUCCUUUAUGGAUACAAUUUUUCGAAAAAUUGCAACCAAAAUUUAAAAUACCUUCACGUAAAGCUUUAGCGACAAAAUACUUAGAUAAAAUAUAUAGAGAAAUGCGUUUUGAGUUAAAUGAGGAAAUAAAUGCUUGUAGUUACUUACACCUUCAGUGCGAUGGCUGGUCUAAUUUAAGAAAUGAAGGAAUAAUAAACUUUCUUAUAUCAAAACCUCAACCUGCAUACGUUAAAAGUUUGAAUACAGAAAGUAAUCCUCACACUAGUGAAUACCUUAGCCAAGAAGUUGAAAAAGUAAUGAAAGUGUAUGGAGCAAAUAAGUUUCUUGUACUUAUUGGCGAUAACGCUAGAAAUAUACAAAAGGCAUUCGAAUUAACAAAACUCAAAUAUCCACAUGUUGUUCCUCUCGGUUGCUGUGCACAUAUCCUUAACUUGUUGUGCCAAGAUAUUGUAAAGAUACAAGAAGUAACUGUGUUUAUUAUGCAAGCCAUAAAUAUAAUAAAAACUGUUAAAAGGAGUCAACGAUUAAGUUCCUUGUUGAUAAAAUCAAGGCAGGGUGAAGAUUCUACACAAACACUAAAAUUGCCUUGUGCUACAAGAUGGGGAAGUCAUGUUACUUCGUUAAAAAGUUUGAAAGCAAAUAAGAUAGCUUUGCAAAUAUUAACAGUUAGAGAAGAUGUGGUAAUUUCAAGAGAUAUUAAAGAUUUAAUUCUAAGUGAUGAUUUCUGGACGAAGACAGGGGAAUGUAUAAGUAUUUUGGAACCAGUCACUGAAAGCAUAUUUUACUUAGAGAGCGACCAGAAUCGUUUGCAUCGCACAUACAUUACAUUUAGAGAUGUACAAGCUAAGAUACGUUUUGCAUUAAAUGAGAUUUCGACAUUGAGCGAAGAAAGCAAACAGCAGAUUCUAACAUCAGUAUCUUCAAGAUGCAAUAUGGCAAUGAGGCCAAUACAUUUUGCAGCAUAUAUUCUAGACCCCAGGACUCUAGGAGUCGAACUUACUCAAGAGGAAGAACUUAAGGGUAUGGAGUUUAUCUACAAUUUAAGCCAACACUUAAGUUUGUCAAAUGUAAUGGCAGAUUUGGCGUGUUAUAAAGCUAAAGAAAACUUUUGGGCCAGAGGAUUUGUAUGGAGCUCAUUAGAUAGCAUUGAGCCCCUAAUAUGGUGGAAAGGUAUUUGUGGUUCCACUGAGUUAAGCAAAGUAGCGAUUCGUAUUCUAUCAGCUCCCUGUACUUCGGCAGCCACUGAGCGUUCCUUUAGUAUCCAAGGCUACAUACAUAAUAACAAAAGAAAUCGACUUACAACUGAAAGAACUGAAAAAAUUUCAUUCAUUUGUUAUAACUGGAAUCUUAAACAUAAAGCUGAAUGCGAGGACAUUCAGUUUAAUGAAGAAAAUACCUUAGAAGCUUUCAUUGAGCAAGUAAAUGAACAUAACAGUUUAGACGAAAUAGAGCCUAUCGAACCUAUACAAUUCAUCGCUUGUAAUAACUCUGAAUCUGACAGUGAUUGACUGUAGUUUUACAUUUUACUUUCAUCUCUUUCUUAAUAAACUCAAAAUCAAAUUAAAAGUUUUUUAUUCUGUAGGCUGCAUAAUAAUAUUGUCUAUGUCCAGUAUAGUGGACGUCUUGCGGCUGAGAUGACGAUGAUGAAGUACAAAAUCAUAAACACCCAAAAAUUUGGGUGUUUAUGGGGUUUAAACCCAAUAAACCCAAAACACCCGGUUUUUACCCACCAGACUUUAAACCCACCCAGGUGGAUUGCCCAUCUCUAACCA
Messenger RNA from Galleria mellonella (greater wax moth), 2728 nucleotides. RefSeq lists its product as uncharacterized. Lineage: Eukaryota; Metazoa; Arthropoda; Insecta; Lepidoptera; Pyralidae. Bases 593 to 2464 code for a protein of 623 amino acids. The record is from RefSeq and is a predicted model, not a curated record. The transcript has 2 exons. Gene Ontology annotation, molecular function: DNA binding; protein dimerization activity.